Messenger RNA from Entelurus aequoreus (snake pipefish), 4091 nucleotides. RefSeq names its product dickkopf WNT signaling pathway inhibitor 3b (gene dkk3b). NCBI's taxonomy places the organism in Eukaryota, Metazoa, Chordata, Actinopteri, Syngnathiformes, Syngnathidae. The coding region runs from base 1054 to 3954 and encodes 966 amino acids. The transcript is spliced from 2 exons. Gene Ontology annotation, molecular function: receptor antagonist activity; co-receptor binding. Gene Ontology annotation, biological process: negative regulation of canonical Wnt signaling pathway; multicellular organism development. Gene Ontology annotation, cellular component: extracellular region. The record is from RefSeq and is a predicted model, not a curated record.
GUUAAAGUGCAUCCGGCAGUGGAGGCUCUUCUUUGGGGGGUCUUGAGGCACUAGGAGGUUAACCCCUUAACCACUGUUACCCCAGGUGGCCCUUGGCAAAGGCCUAGUACCUGACUGCCCCCUAGCCAGGGAUACGGCGAAGACCCGCUGCCUUGUGGGUAAGUCUAGGAAGACAAAGGCUAGGGGAGCACACCCCGAAAGAAAAGCAACGUGGUUGGCGGCACACGAUAGGCGGUCCUCCAAAAAACUGGAGCUCCGGCGGCCUCCUGCAACUGUGGAAGAGUGCCGGUCGUCCUGGGUUCCCCUUGCCACCGGAUCCCACCCUCUCACAGUGAAGAAGUGCUGCUGGGACAUGCGCACCCCCAGUGGCACUUUAAACAAGCUCCUCUGCGCAGGUAUUCAUCUCUGCCUCGGUGAGACCAGCUACCGGAAAUGAAACAAAGUCUGGUGGCGAUGGGGUGUCUGAUAACGGGAGCAGGUAUGAAUGCACCGGAAGCUCCUAGUCAGAACCCUGCACACCAGCGGUACAGGGCUAUCUAUGGUCGCUAGUAGCUGAAAUUGAGUGGCAGCUGCUCUCGGCAGACCCCUGUACGCCUGAGCAGCCCUAUUUAGGAUUGCACUGCUCACCCCAACUGGGGAAAGGCCUAGAAAAGGUGGCCCAGACAUUGCCCACUCAAAACUAUCCUGGACAGACUACCGCACCUGUCGGGAAUUCCACUCCGCGGUCGAAAUAAAGCAAAGAAAAUAAUCCCUCUUAAACUGGCAUCAUGGAACAUAAGGACACUCCUGGACACUAGCGUUACCACUGAUAGACCCCAGCGCAGAACUGCACUCAUUGCAGCGGAACUUAACCGCUACAAUGUUGAUAUUGCUGCACUUAGUGAAACCAGACUCCUGGAUGAAGGAUCCCUGAAGGAAGAAGGGCAAGGUUACACUUUCUUCUGGAAAGGAUACCCUCCAGGAGGCGAGCAUCAGCACGGUGUGGGACUUGCAAUAAAAAACAGCCUCCUACCAAAACUCCCAGAAGCACCGGUUGGCAUAAGUGAAAGGCUCAUGUCACUCAGGAUCCCUCUGGCUAAGAAAAGAUAUGCCACCCUUCUUAGUGCCUAUGCACCGACGCUACCAUCAAAGGAAGAGGUUAAAGACCGCUUCUACCGGGCAUUAGAUGAGGCCCUCUGUCGCACACCUAAGGAGGACAAGAUCUUUUUGUUGGGCGAUUUCAAUGCCAGAGUGGGGAAGGACAACAAGGUGUGGAGUGGUGUUAUUGGCAGGCAUGGCAUUGGACAAGCCAAUGCAAACGGCCUACGGCUGCUAAGCCUCUGUGCUGAGCAUGACUUGACCAUCACAAACACCAUCUUCCAACUAAAAAAUAAGCACAAAACAUCCUGGAUGCACCCACGCUCCAAACAUUGGCACCUGAUUGAUUACACCAUUGUGAGACGCUCAGACAUAAAAGACGUAACACUAACUCGUGCAAUGAGAGGAGCUGAGUGUUGGACCGACCACCGGCUCAUCAUAACCAGGCUCCGGGUGCAAGUACGCCCUGCUAUCCGUCUUCAAAAGUCAGGGAAGAAGAGGCUUGACUGUACCCGGUUAGCAGAUCCUAUGGCUCGGGACAAUCUCCGUCUCUCUCUGGCCAAAAACCUGGAAGACAUCGAGCAUAUUCUGGAGAGUGAUGACUCCAUUGACGACAAAUGGACCUCUAUCAGCUCCAGGCUCUAUGAGGCAGCAUCCCAAUCCAUUGGCUAUAAGCGCAGAAAGCAUCAGGACUGGUUUGAUGACAACACAGCCACAAUAACCACCAUGCUCAAACACAUGCACACAGCACACAAUGCUGUACUCAACAACCCCACUUCAGCUGUGCUCCGACAGCAAUGGCAAACAUCCAGAAGGGAGGUGCAGUCAAAAUUGCGUGCCCUGAAGAAUGAGUGGUGGAUAUCAAAGGCAGCUGAAAUACAAUCUCAUGCCAACAAAAAUGAUAUGCACAACUUUUACGAUGCAAUGAAAACCAUCUACGGCCCAAGAAACUGCUCUGUCUCCCCGCUAAAGUCUAACGAUGGUACAACCCUCAUAAAAGACCAGAAGCUCAUCACCAAAAGAUGGGCAGAACAUUUUGAAACUCUGCUAAAUCAGCCCGCCCCAACAGACCCCUCAGUUCUGGAGGACCUACCUGACUACCCAACCAUCCAUGACCUUGACCUUCCACCAACCUUUGGAGAGGUUAAGAGUGCAAUAAGGUCUCUGAAAGACAACAAGACCCCUGGUCCUGACAGCAUCCCUGCAGAGAUCUUCAAGCAAGGAGGCUACCUUUCCAUCCGUGCCCUUUUCCUUGUCAUCAGCAAAGUGUGGAAGCAUGAAACUGUCCCUCAGCAGUGGAGAGAUGCCAAUAUUAUCACCAUCUACAAAGGCAAGGGGGACAAGUCCCUCUGUGGCAACAGUCGUGGCAUUUCACUUCUGGCUGUUGCUGGUAAAGUCUUGGCUAAAGUCAUGCUACACAGGCUGGUGAACAACAUCACGGAAGACCUGUUGCCGGAGUCACAAUGUGGUUUCAGGAAGAACAGGAGCACUGUGGACAUGGUGUUCACAACACGGCAGCUUCAGGAGAAAUGUAGGGAGCAGCACCAGGACCUCUUUGUUGCUUUCAUUGAUCUGUCGAAGGCUUUUGACACUGUCAACAGGGAGCUUCUCUGGAAUAUCCUCCUGAAGUUCGGCUGCCCACAGAAGUUUGUCAACAUCCUAAGGCAAUUCCAUGAAGGGAUGAUGUCACGUGUGACUAUUGGCGGCCAGGAAUCAGAACCCUUUAAGGUGUGCACCGGUGUACGCCAGGGAUGUGUUCUUGCUCCAGUCUUGUUUAAUAUCUUCCUCCUGUGUGUGACACUGCUGCUUCAUGAGAGGAUCAAGAAGGGCAGUGGCGUUACCGUCGACUUCCGACUUGACGGGAACCUGUUUAACAUCCGGAGGCUCCAAGCAGUCACAAAAGUCACACCAGUGCAAGUCAUCGAACUCCAAUACGCAGAUGACUGCGCAGUUGUGGCCCACACACCGGAAGCGCUGCAAGCUACCCUCUCAGCCGCUGCAAGUGCUUAUGGCAGACUGGGCCUCUCUGUCAACGUGGCAAAAACCGAGGUAAUAUGCCAGUGGGCAUCCACUCCUCCACCUCAUCCACCAACCUUCACCAUCAACAAUAAACCACUAGCAGUAGUGGACUCUUUCAAAUACCUUGGCAGCUUUCUCUCUGACGAUUGCAGUAUCGACAGGGAGGUUCAAAACCGGAUCAAGCAGGCGUCAGCAUCUUUUGGCAGACUCAGGGGAAGGGUCUUCCAGAACAAAGACCUUAAGCUACAUACCAAGGUAGCGGUCUAUUUAGCUGUGGUCAUGACGACCCUCCUCUACAGCUGUGAAGCGUGGACCCUGUACAGCCGCCACCUCAGGAUGCUGGAGGCCUUCCACAUCAGGUGCUUACAAUGCAUCCUGGGGGUAUCCUGGAAGGACAGAGUCCCCCACACUGAAAUACUCUGCAAGACCAACUAUCACCCAGCACCAACUAUCACCCAGCACCAACUUCGCUGGCUAGGCCACGUUAUCAGGAUGCCAGAAGAACGCUUACCACGCAAGGUGCUUUAUGGUCAGCUUCAUCUUGGUCACCGCUUGGCAGGAGGCCCAAAAAAGCGUUAUAAAGAUCAAAUGAAGACUGUCAUGAAGAAAUGCGGCCUGAACCCGACCCAGCUGGAGGACACUGCAGUCCAACGUUCCACCUGGCGGCAGCUCCUCCAACAAGGAGUUCAUAAGCUUGAGGAGGACCGAAGUGGUCAACGAGCCAGGAAGCGUCAAAGAAGGCAUGAAGCCAUUGCCACACCUGCACCCCCAGUCAGUGCCUUCACCUGCUCUGUUUGCGGCAGAUCAUGUGGAUCACGGAUUGGACUAUUCAGCCACAUGAGGACUCACAAAACAUAGAGAUGGAUUGUCGUCAUCGGAUACGAUGGACAACCUUAAGAUAAGAUAUAAGAAGUGAGAGUGCCAAGUCUUUGUUCCAGCACAAUGACACAGAGAAAGCUGCAACCACAGCCAUGCAAGUCCUCAAAAAAACUGAC